CAUGCGCGGCGCACUGGUUGCCGCCGUCGCUGGCUGUGGGACCUCGGACCCCUGUGCUUCGAGAUGGUUCGUGCUAAGAGCUGGACCCUGAAGAAGCUCUUUGUAGGCAAUCCUACUAGUAGUAACUUUGAGUUGAAGACGACUGAGCUCCCACCUUUAAAAAAUGGAGAGGUCCUGCUUGAAGCUUUGUUCCUCACGGUGGAUCCUUAUAUGAGAGUGGCGGCCAAAAGAUUGAAGGAAGGUGAUAGGAUGAUGGGGCAGCAAGUGGCCAGAGUUGUGGAAAGUAAAAACUCAGCCUUUCCGACAGGAAGUAUUGUACUGGCUUUUCCAGGCUGGACAACGCACUCCAUUUCUGACGGGAAAGAACUGGAAAAGCUGCCUGCAGAGUGGCCAGAUACGUUACCACUGUCUGUGGCUCUGGGGACAGUUGGGAUGCCAGGCCUAACUGCCUACUUUGGCCUGCUUGACAUCUGUGGUGUAAAGGGUGGAGAAACAGUGAUGGUUAAUGCAGCAGCAGGAGCAGUGGGCUCUGUCGUGGGGCAGAUAGCUAAGCUCAAGGGCUGCAAAGUUGUUGGAGCAGCAGGAUCUGAUGAAAAGGUUGCCUACCUUAAAAAGAUUGGAUUUGAUGUUGCCUUUAACUACAAGACAGUAGCGUCUUUGGAAGAAACUUUGAAAAAAGCCUCUCCUGAUGGUUAUGAUUGUUAUUUUGAUAAUGUAGGUGGAGAGUUUUCAAAUACUGUUAUCCUCCAGAUGAAGAAAUUUGGAAGAAUUGCUAUAUGUGGGGCCAUCUCUGUAUAUAAUCAUACUGGUUCACUUCCCCCAGGUCCAUCCCCAGAGCAUAUUAUCUAUCAGGCACUUCGCCUAGAAGGGUUCCUGUAUAGCAACUGGCAAGCAGAUGCCCGCCAGAAGGCUCUAAAGGACUUGCUGCAAUGGGUCUUGGAGCGUAAAAUCCAGUACCAUGAACACAUCACUGAAGGAUUUGAAAACAUGCCAGCUGCAUUUAUGGGGAUGCUGAAAGGAGAGAAUUUGGGAAAAGCCAUAGUGAAAGUAUAAAAAAAAAAAGACAUAAGGAAUCUGGAGAUCAUUUAGAUGUUUACUUAACUUGUUUAUUACCAUUUAGUAAAAGUGCACACUGCCUUUAAUUAUCUAAGAAAUAGUAACUGUAAUGAGUUUGACCUGCCUAAUAAAAUACAUUUAAGUGGUAUUAAUUAGUGAUGGAGAAUGAAA
Molecule: messenger RNA, 1227 nt
Organism: Cynocephalus volans (Philippine flying lemur)
Lineage: Eukaryota; Metazoa; Chordata; Mammalia; Dermoptera; Cynocephalidae
Gene: PTGR1
Product: prostaglandin reductase 1
Exons: 10
Coding region: 64-1053 (329 amino acids)
Biological process (GO): prostaglandin metabolic process
Cellular component (GO): cytoplasm
Molecular function (GO): 2-alkenal reductase [NAD(P)H] activity; 15-oxoprostaglandin 13-reductase [NAD(P)+] activity
Source: RefSeq, a predicted model, not a curated record